Labrus mixtus (cuckoo wrasse) is the source of this 771-nucleotide messenger RNA. Its product is annotated as mesoderm posterior protein 1-like. The coding region runs from base 1 to 771 and encodes 256 amino acids. Gene Ontology annotation, cellular component: nucleus. Gene Ontology annotation, biological process: heart morphogenesis; mesoderm formation; somite rostral/caudal axis specification. Gene Ontology annotation, molecular function: RNA polymerase II cis-regulatory region sequence-specific DNA binding; DNA-binding transcription factor activity, RNA polymerase II-specific; protein dimerization activity. The record is from RefSeq and is a predicted model, not a curated record. Lineage: Eukaryota; Metazoa; Chordata; Actinopteri; Labriformes; Labridae. The transcript is spliced from 2 exons.
AUGGAUGUUUCUCACUGCUCCGCUCUGCAGCUCCAGGACAACUCUUUCCUGUUCGACUGCGAGUCCCUGCUGGACAAGUUUUACGACCCUCUGGCUUUCGAUCCGGCAGCAGACCCGGGUUACUUCAGCGCCGGGAGCAGCCUGUCUCCCACCUCCUCUGUGGACUCCUUCUGCUUCUCCCCCGCCUCCCUCCAGAGCUCCUCAAACCAACAAGACGCUUUGGACUGCUUCGUUUUCAAAAGCCCCGCGGCGCCUCGUCUCUCCAACGAGACACAACAGUCCUGCCCCUCCACCACCACCACAAAGAAGUCCAGGUCGAGGUACCCGGGGAAGAAACGUCAGACGGCCAGCGAGAGAGAGAAGCUGAGGAUGAGGGAUCUGACCAAGGCCAUGCAUCACCUCAGGAACUACCUGCCGGCGUCGGUGGCUCCAGCUGGGCAGACCCUGACCAAGAUCGACACCCUGCGCCUCACCAUCCGCUACAUCUCCUACCUGUCGGCUCAGCUGGGCCUCAGCGAGGAGGCGCUGGAGCAGAGGGCGUCCUCGGGCUCCGUGGAGCAGCCACAGACCCUCAACCAGUUCCUGGGUCAGCCGACUACCAGCUACCUCCCUCAGGAGCCGGAGAGUCCCAGCAUGAGCACGGCACACAUGUCCUAUCUGCAGCCCUCAUAUCAGGUCUCUGAAGUUUCUGCAGAAUGUUUCCCCAGCGAGCAUUACUGGAUGCAGCAGCAGCAAUUUGAGGACGUCGUCCCGUUCUCUGGACACUGCUGA